GGGCGUAGAAAGGAGGCCAUAUUGUACAGUUAAAUUGAAAGGGAGAAAAUAAUUAAUUGUAUUAUUUUAGACUGGGAACCGUCCAGUCACAGUAAUUUUUCAAGUAAAUACCCGUGCAGCCUGUCUAAAUAAUAUACCGAUCGGUAAUCGGUGGUCAUCGAUAAAUCGCUCCUAAAACGACGAGGCUUUUGUAAAAUAAAUACAGACAGCGACGUCGGAAUAUUUCUUGCGUGUCCGUGAUCGGAGGUAGAGGAACAAACGUCGUCGUCGUCCGCAACGAAACCAAGGGAGGAGUUCGUUGCUACCGCGGAGAUGGGGACUCGAGACGACGAGUACGAUUAUUUAUUCAAAGUUGUCCUAAUCGGAGACUCAGGAGUAGGAAAGAGUAACUUGCUCUCACGCUUCACACGUAAUGAGUUCAACCUGGAGUCAAAAUCGACCAUAGGUGUUGAGUUUGCUACGCGCAGUAUAGAAGUAGACAGCAAGACUAUCAAAGCUCAAAUAUGGGACACUGCUGGACAAGAACGUUACCGAGCUAUUACCUCAGCGUACUACCGCGGAGCAGUUGGAGCAUUAUUGGUCUAUGACAUAGCAAAACAUUUGACGUAUGAAAAUGUGGAGAGAUGGUUGCGAGAACUUCGGGAUCACGCAGAUCAGAACAUAGUGAUUAUGCUGGUGGGCAACAAAUCCGACUUGAGGCACUUACGAGCAGUUCCUACCGACGAGGCUAAGGCAUUUGCGGAGAAGAAUGGCCUCUCUUUUAUCGAAACAUCCGCUCUGGAUUCGACCAAUGUUGAACUCGCUUUCCAGAAUAUCUUAACAGAAAUCUACAGAAUCGUUUCUCAGAAACAAAUUAGAGAUCCUCCCGAAGGUGACACUAUCCGGCCGCAAAACGUAGAGCCAAUCGACGUUAAACCGACGAUGAACGCUGACGGAAUGCGCAAGCAGUGUUGCCAGUGACUCGCCUUACUGCUUUCCAUAAGCGGUUACAUGGUGGGCUGGAGGGAGAGAGUGGUGACUGGUGGUAGGUACAGCGGAUGCGUGGUAGGACGCGGACUAAGACUAUAUUUUCGAUCUUGUAUAGGUGUAGAAGAUCUUUUUUUGGUCUGUUGGUUUAAAUGGCAGAAAAAGAUUCAAUUCUCCCGAAAAAGCGACGUACAAGAUAAAGAAUUCACCGUGGCCGGCACACCAUUCUGCCCUCUAUUCAAAUUUGUCUUAUUUACUACUAUACAUAUACAUAUAUAUACACAUAUAUAUCUACACUAUUAUACAUAUAUGUAUGUAUAUAUAUAUAUAUAUUACGUUAUGAUAAUUAAAUGUUGUAUUACCGCUUCUUUGUAAUACAUAUAUAAUUAUUCUUCUCUACGCAUAGUGUGAUGAUCACGAGUACAUAUACUAUAAACAAUUUACAAAUAAUAACACAAUUACAAUGAUAAUUGUGCAGAGCAGACGUCGUAAUGAAAAUACUAAAUAUCAAUAAAGACGAAACGACGAAGAUGGGAAUGACUCCAUGUUGAUCACUACUUGCUCUCGCGCGCACGUAGUAGAAUUAAAAUAAAAUGAUACGCGCAAGCACUAAACUGUAUGCUUUUCGACUUUAUUUUUUACAAACAGCUUCGUGUCCAGAAAAUUGUGUGAAAUAUUAAUUUAAGAAAUGAAAAAACAAAGGUAAAAAAAUAAUAAACAAUUUCACGUAGACAUUUAAAUUUAAUUUAAGAUUGCGACCAGGAAGACAUUUUGAGCAUGUACAGAUAAAUGAUUGAUUGGUUUGAUACGCGUGUAGACGCGUUGCAGAUUGCGAGAACCAUCUUUGUCGUAAAAUAGAAUGACUUGGAACUGAAUGAAAUAAAUCGAAGCAAAGGCAACAGCGAACAACACGUUGUGGAACUUGAAAUGUCUAGGCUUCGCGCACUACACGAGAGAUUAACAACUCCUAAUUACUAUACAAAACAUGCUUUAGAAGAAAUAAAGGAAAAAAAUCUUGAGAAAAAAAAAAUUAAAAAAUUAAACACACUGUUAUGAAAACCUUA
Molecule: messenger RNA, 2030 nt
Organism: Neodiprion virginianus
Lineage: Eukaryota; Metazoa; Arthropoda; Insecta; Hymenoptera; Diprionidae
Gene: Rab11
Product: ras-related protein Rab-11A
Exons: 5
Coding region: 313-960 (215 amino acids)
Biological process (GO): exocytosis
Cellular component (GO): recycling endosome
Molecular function (GO): GTPase activity; GTP binding
Source: RefSeq, a predicted model, not a curated record